AUGGUCCGAGCCCCGUCUCCAAAAGUGGCCACGAUGGGAAAAGAACCCGUGACCGUGGAAUGUUCCUAUCGCGCCACUGGAACCGAUAUCGUGCUGGGUAUCAACUGGUAUCGUAAAACCGCUUACGACGACACCUUCAAGCUUAUUGCGCAGAUUCCAAACAAGGACCUGGUCGAUUUGCCACCGACAUUUGUGGACAAGAGCCUUGCAAGUAAAGGGAACAUAACGAUAUUGACCAAAGGAACCUUCAAGCUGAUCAUCUUGGAGAUCAAGCCUGCGGAGUGCAUAGACGAGGGAACAUACGAGUGCGAGGUCCAAGUAUACGGCGGGAGAACACCGCACAAACCCAAGGUGCAAGUUCAUCUCAACGAAGAGCCUUCGGUUCCAUCGCUUCAGCAAGAGCCUGCCAUAUUAGUGGAAAACAGCCCCGUGACAUUCACGUGUACAGGGACGAUGGGCAGACCGGUGGGGUCGUUCAAGUGGCUCGUGUAUAAGAACACUCACAGCCACUCCAUGGAGGAAGUGGAGAUGUCCGGCAUAACGAGCUUCAGUAAAAUGUCUGGCAGUUGCUCCCCUAUUGGGAAGAGCACCUUAGCUAUCAUGAUAACGAGUGCUGACCAGAAGGUGAAGUGUGUGGUCCAGCAACAAGCCAAGGAAGAGGUGGUACAGUUGUCUGACGAGAGGGUGCUCGAUGUGCAGUACUCCGUCCGGGACACGGAGGUUUACACACGAGUGAACACGGAAGACAUGCCCCUGGCACAAGAGAUGGUCGCAGUCGAGGGAGAUGACGUUAUGUUCAUGUGUCGAGCGCGCGGAAAUCCUCGUCCAGGGUUCGCCUGGAGUUACCUGCCCUUGAAUGGCCAAGAUCGCUCCAAAGGCCUGGUGAACAUGGCAUCGGAACCAGAACUGAAACUGACCAACCUGACUGCCAACCACAGUGGUUCUUACGUGUGUGUCACGACUAACUUUAUUUACGGACGGGAGCAUACCGAAACCAGGGCUGUUCGAAUCAUAGUAAAAGAUAGGUCCGCAUAUCGACUGGAGAGGUUACGAACAGCGGAACGAAAAAAAUCAGAUGUUCUUCGUUACCUUUUAAUCGGUGGGAUCGUUGCUGGAGCCAUGUUUUUCGCCAUGGUUGUUUCCCUGAUGUCAGUGCUGUGUUACCGCAGAUGUGAACACCAGGACAACGGCAGGCCAAUUCGAUAUCAGGGUGUCAAAGCCUAG
This is a messenger RNA of Liolophura sinensis, 1224 nucleotides long. Its product is annotated as nectin-3-like. Gene Ontology annotation, cellular component: plasma membrane; cell-cell junction. Lineage: Eukaryota; Metazoa; Mollusca; Polyplacophora; Chitonida; Chitonidae. The coding region runs from base 1 to 1224 and encodes 407 amino acids. Gene Ontology annotation, biological process: cell-cell adhesion. Gene Ontology annotation, molecular function: cell adhesion molecule binding. The transcript is spliced from 6 exons. The record is from RefSeq and is a predicted model, not a curated record.